ACACCAUUUCCGGCAUUGAUUUUAUACAAAUUUGCCUCAACAACUGCGCGCAGUGCAAGAAAAUGUUCGGUGACUACUUUCAGGGCCAGACAUGCGCUGAAUCCUGCCUCAAAUUCAAGGGUAAAGCCAUACCCGACUGCGAGGAUAUUGGCUCCAUUGCACCUUUCCUCAAUGCGCUCGAAUAGAGGGAGUAAAGACACUGUAUAUAUCGAAUCGCGCUCUCAUAUUCAAUACGUAAAUUUUGCUGCUGUCGCCUUCGCUUGUUCACUGCGCUGUUGCACGAUUUUCGUGAUACCCUCAAGCCAUAACCGCCUGCUCACGCACCCGUUUUUUUUUUUUUGUUUGGUUAAUGCGUAAUUUUUGGGUUUAUGGUAGAUGUAUGCUGCUGUGAAUUGUUAUACUGUGUUGUUUUGUGUGCCGAACGCGCGCUGGUCGUUGGUGACCUUUGGUACCGCUUUGCGAAUUUGUAACGCCUGUGUGGCGUACGCAUCUUAUUUGGGUCAUUGUCGGUGUGGACGUCGGCAUCAGCGCUGCGAUAAUCACUCGCUGGGUAAUCGCAUCGCUUAUCAUAUGAUCAAAACAUAACAUCACCUUGCAAACAAAUUUUUAUGGAUUGUUUUAAGUGCAUUUAUCAAUUGAGACAAACGGUCUGAAAGCAUUACUUGUUGUUCGCCUGACAACUUCUUUUUUUCUCAAACCUGCGGUACCUACUGUACGCAAAAGGAAGAGAAAACAAGUUAAAAAAUAAUCACACGUAUAGCCAUAUUGUGUCAGAAAGUUCCUAAACCAAAACAUUUUAGUAUUAUAUUUAUGUAUGUAGCUAAUUGAU
This is a messenger RNA of Rhagoletis zephyria (snowberry fruit fly), 829 nucleotides long. RefSeq names its product eclosion hormone-like. Gene Ontology annotation, biological process: neuropeptide signaling pathway; ecdysis, chitin-based cuticle. The record is from RefSeq and is a predicted model, not a curated record. Lineage: Eukaryota; Metazoa; Arthropoda; Insecta; Diptera; Tephritidae. Gene Ontology annotation, molecular function: ecdysis-triggering hormone activity.